AGGACCUAGUUGUCAAUAUAAAUCCCCCACUUGCUAAUUGAAGAUCAUUGUCGACGUGUGAACGAGCUGGCAAAGAAUAUUUAACUCUUUAACGUCAAAUAAAAAACGUGGAAACAAAACUCGGCAAUAAAAAUCAAAAUACCAAAAAUAUUAUCCAAUUUGUCUUUUUUUCAUUACCGUACGAAGACGAAUCAUCAACCCAAGAAGUUUAAAGGUAUUGAUGGAACAACCGAGGAACAACAAGACCUCUCAAGAACAAGCCCGUGAAUCGCUCAUCGAAAUCUCUUACACUUCACCGGAGGAAGACGAGGUUAUAACGUACUCAGAUGUGAAACCUGUCACCAAUAUCUCAAACGGAGGUACCAAAAGAAACAAGCAUGAUGAGGAGAAGCUCAGAGAUGAGCUGAUUUCGAUAUCCUACGACGAGUCACCGUCACCUUCACCGGAUGUGGAUGUAGCUGUUUCGCCGACCCUGCCUAACGGUAUAUGUCGUGGAUAGGAAGUUUGUGUACAGCUUGAAGAAGUCUUUACUUUCUUAUGCAAAAGACUUUGGUUUGGUCUAAAAGUGAGACCAUUGUUAUAUGUUAAAACGUUUCUCCUCAACUAUAUGAUUGAAAAUCAAUGAAGUUUCUGUUUUGUGUGUG
This is a messenger RNA of Arabidopsis lyrata subsp. lyrata, 644 nucleotides long. RefSeq lists its product as uncharacterized. NCBI's taxonomy places the organism in Eukaryota, Viridiplantae, Streptophyta, Magnoliopsida, Brassicales, Brassicaceae. The record is from RefSeq and is a predicted model, not a curated record. Bases 221 to 499 code for a protein of 92 amino acids. The transcript is spliced from 2 exons.